AGUCUUCACUUUUAUCGUAAUUUCUCCCUGUGGGAUUGUUUUUUUAUUAAAAAUAAUCUUACAAGUUUAAGAUCAACUGAAUGAAAAACAAACAUAGCAACUGUACUAGCAUAUUUCACAAAAUCAAAACUUUCCAAAAAAAUUUUAUUUCCCUUUAAAAUGAAAGAGUGUGUGAAUUCAAUUUUCUAACCUUGAAAGAGCAAGAUCUUACAGACAAUUUUAUCAAGUGCAGUUGCGGGGUGCAAGCUAAAUAGGAUUAAAUUAUACCAUAUGGAUGGAAUGACCCUACAACUCAUGCUGUCUAUGUACACAAAGGUCAAGAAGAUGUGUUAAACUUCCUCGGUGAAUGUGCUAUAUAAAAAAAAAAUUGUCUUCGUUUCCCAUCUUGAAGUGAAUUACUCUUCAAGCUAAAGUUUGAACUGAACAGCAAAACCGACAAAAUAUUGCAGACAUGAUUGGCAAUAUAGGAGUGGACUUGACUUCUUCCAAUGUAGAAUUAGCAUUUUUGUGUAAAAGCUCACUACAUGUCAUAUGCAACCAAAUCAGGGAGAACAACAGUACUGCACAAGAGGACGUAAAUUUGCUCUACACUUUAUUUGGUGAUAUUCUUUUUAAGGCUUUAGAGCUUUUAGACAAGGAUUCCAUUGAACUUAUAACAAUAACUAACAGCCAGAGAAAAUAUUUUUUGGUUGAAGAUCAAGGAUUUUAUUAUACACUUUACAAGCAUAUUCCUUUCUGCAAAUGUGAUCAAUUCAGGAAAAGUGUAGAUGACAACAAAGUCAAAAAUAUAUGCAGUCACGUCCUAGCUUGUGAAUUGUCUUUAGCACUUUGUAGCUACCAUUGCACUUCUAUGGACAAGUUUGUUGUCCAGCCAUUAAGUGAUAUGGAGGAUGAGUUUUGAAUUAUUUUUGUACAUUUAUACCAUGUUUUAUGCAUGCCAUGUUAUUACUAAAUAAAUAUAUUUUUUAAAUGGUU
This is a messenger RNA of Cimex lectularius (bed bug), 975 nucleotides long. Its product is annotated as zinc finger SWIM domain-containing protein 7-like. The record is from RefSeq and is a predicted model, not a curated record. Gene Ontology annotation, biological process: double-strand break repair via homologous recombination. Gene Ontology annotation, cellular component: Shu complex. NCBI's taxonomy places the organism in Eukaryota, Metazoa, Arthropoda, Insecta, Hemiptera, Cimicidae. Gene Ontology annotation, molecular function: zinc ion binding. The coding region runs from base 452 to 901 and encodes 149 amino acids. The transcript is spliced from 5 exons.